AUGGCCGCUUCAAUAUCUUCAGGCGCUGACCAGAGUGCUCCCUUUACACAGCCUGUCUGUCAAAACUGCCAAACGUCGACCACUCCUCUAUGGCGCCGCGACGAAGCCGGUUCCGUCCUCUGCAAUGCCUGCGGCCUGUUUCUCAAGCUGCAUGGCCGCCCGCGCCCGAUUAGCCUCAAGACAGAUGUGAUCAAGAGUCGCAAUCGAGUCAAGACCUCGAGUCAAGGGCCAAAGAAGAAGGUCAGUGAUUCCCUACGCGUCCCGGCUGUUGCGCGUGCUUCUGACAAGUGGGCGCAGUUUGAGCACAAUGGGGGCCAGCCUCCUCAGACCGACAGUCUCAAUGGUAUCAAUCCUCACCGGCGAGUUUCGCAGAUGGCAGGCUCGGUCGCCUCUGAUAGAUCACAUUCGCCCAUAUCGCGCACUGGAACCCCUACGGCUCACCAAGACCCCAACAUCGCCCCUCAACACCUCUUCGACAGUGUAGCCGCCACGAUAGACCCUCACUACAACAAUCACAACGGCUCUCCGGCCGAUCCAGCUCUCCGUCCCAACCCCACGCAACCCUCUCCAAGCACGGUCCCCAUGAGCAACGGCCAACAGCACGUUGAGCCCCUCAUGAGUUAUGAUCAACUAGCUGCCCUCAACAACCGGCUCCGAACGCGAGUCUCCGAACUGGAAGUCAUCAACAUGGUAUACCACGAUAACGAACAGAAUCUGUGCCGGGAACGGGACCGAGCCAUCCAAGAACGAGAAGAGUGGAAGCGCAAAGUUGAAGAGCUGCAGAGACGACUCCAAGAAAUUAAUAAUGAUGACCCAGGACACAUUGCUAAGAAGCCACGACUCUCCCAGGAACCCAAAGAAUGA
Cladophialophora psammophila CBS 110553 is the source of this 864-nucleotide messenger RNA. RefSeq lists its product as uncharacterized. Gene Ontology annotation, molecular function: zinc ion binding; DNA-binding transcription factor activity, RNA polymerase II-specific; RNA polymerase II cis-regulatory region sequence-specific DNA binding. Bases 1 to 864 code for a protein of 287 amino acids. Lineage: Eukaryota; Fungi; Ascomycota; Eurotiomycetes; Chaetothyriales; Herpotrichiellaceae. The record is from RefSeq and is a predicted model, not a curated record. The transcript has a single exon. Gene Ontology annotation, biological process: negative regulation of transcription by RNA polymerase II; positive regulation of transcription by RNA polymerase II.